CAAGCACCAACCAUCACGAAGUACCAUGGUUGCCGCGGAAGCGCACGCUACUGUCGCCGUCGACGUGGCGGAGGACGAGGUCCACUGGUCCAAAGCAGACUACAACAUCGAUCUCGACCCUCAAGUCCGUCGCAACCUCGCGACUUGCGGCAUCCAUUCUUUUUUUCCAAUUCAGCAUGUGACGAUUCCAAAGAUUCUCGCCACGGGAUACACCAAGGACUUGUGCAUCAACGCCCCCACGGGUAGCGGCAAAACGAUGGUGUAUGUGCUACCCAUUGUCCAGCGUCUAGUUUCGCGCGUGGUCCGUCGAUUGCGCGCCGUCGUUGUUGUUCCAUCGCGCGAUUUGGUCGUCCAGGUGAAGAAAGUGUUCGAUGCCCUUAUUGCUGGCACGCCUCUCACAUGCGGCGUGGCGAUGGGUCAAUCCAACUUCUCAACAGAGCAACAGCACUUGAUCGGACCCGAUGGGCUCAGUCUCGUGGACAUCCUUGUGGCCACACCCGGUCGGUUGGUGGACCACAUCGAGCAAACCCCGCAUUUCACCCUGCAACACGUGCAGUUUGUUGUGGUGGACGAAGCCGAUCGCCUUUUGAAUCAGUCGUACCAAGACUGGAUUACAAAGCUAUACCACAGCAUCUACGUGACCGAAACCAGUGUCGAAAACUUGGUCGCGGGUGCAUCCUUGCACCCUUCAACAAUCCGCCGGGCGGACGGCAAGAACCCCCACCGCAUCCGCAUUCCGCUCAUUCGCAUCUUGCUUUCCGCGACUCUGACGCGGAACCCUCGGAAACUCGCCGCCAUCGGCAUGCCCCACGCUGAACUCAUCACAGUCAACGACGCGUUGGACGACAAUUUGUUUGCUACGCCGGCGAAUUUGGACGAAAGCAUGAUUGAAUGUGACAGUACAGAGAAGCCACUGGUGCUGCUCGAGCUGCUGCACACGUUCGAGUCGCAGCUCACGAUUGUAUUUACUUCGUCGAUCAAUGCGACGCAUCGUCUGUGCCGUCUGCUGCAGCUCUUCUCGUCGGAGCCGCAGAGCGUGCGGGAGUACUCCAGUGGUCUUACUCAAAAGCAGCGAUCGCAACUCGUCCAGCAAUGCAAGAAUGGUGCGAUCAAGGUCGUGGUGUGCUCGGAUGCCAUGGCCCGCGGUAUGGACAUUGCCCACGUCAGCAACGUCAUCAACUACGACGUCCCUCCGUACCUCAAGACGUACAUCCAUCGCGUGGGGCGCACGGCCCGCGCCGGUCGUGCCGGGCGAGCGAUUACCUUGGUCAAGCGAGGUCAAACAAAGGGACUGUCCCGCAUGCUCGCCAAGGCAAAGAAGUCGGAGCUGCAGUCGUAUGCGUACGAUAUAAACCACAUGAAGACCCUCGUGCCUCGGUACACGGCAUGCUUGGCGUCGCUGAAGGAAACCCUUGCCAAGGAGAAAGCGGGUCACUUGGCCAUCACGACCAAAGUGUCGUUGAAGCGGUCCGUCGACUCGAUUGACGACAACGAUGAAGCCGAUGCAAAUUUGGAAAGCGUUGUCCAGUGGACGCGAGACCAAGUCAAGCAAAAGCUCCUCGAGCAACUCCAGCGACGCAUUGCACCUUAAUGGAAUCUUUUCAUGUUGUUGUGGA
This is a messenger RNA of Aphanomyces invadans, 1616 nucleotides long. RefSeq lists its product as hypothetical. The record is from RefSeq and is a predicted model, not a curated record. Gene Ontology annotation, cellular component: nucleus. Gene Ontology annotation, molecular function: nucleic acid binding; ATP binding. The transcript is spliced from 3 exons. NCBI's taxonomy places the organism in Eukaryota, Oomycota, Saprolegniomycetes, Saprolegniales, Verrucalvaceae. Bases 26 to 1591 code for a protein of 521 amino acids.